AUGAAUGACGAGAGAGAAUAUCCACCGUUAGAGUCAAGUUUGGCCCACUACGACGCACCGGACGACAAAAUCGAAUCUCCGCACGCUGCUCAAACGGUACAUAGUUCUCCGGACGAUAGAAAAAGUGAUUUUAGUGGGCCCCAACAACCUUCGACUGACAUUUAUUUGUACAAUCAAGCUCAAGAUGUGCAAUCAAGGAAUGCUGUCGAUAGUCCUCAUGUCAAUAUACCGGUGGAAUCUGGUCAUGGUAAUAUGUCACUAGCACGACAAUCUCUUCUGCCUUCAUCGGAAGCUGGAAAACUGGAAGUUUCAAUUCAGCCGGUGCAAUCACAGAAUCGAUCUGUUGACGGUCAUCAAGGUAAUCAUGGAGAGCUGCUUACUCAGGUUCCGCAUCAUACAAUUAUCGGCAAUACGGAAUUGGAACUUGAAAGCGACCGGGCAAAAGAAGCUGCUGGUGGUUCAAAUGUAGAAUCUGUGGAGCAACCGUUCUAUGUAAAUGCCAAGCAGUAUUAUCGGAUCCUGAAACGAAGGUAUGCGAGGGCAAAGUUGGAGGAAAAUUUGAAAAUCUCAAGAGAAAGAAGACCAUAUCUUCAUGAAUCGAGACAUAAACACGCCAUGAGAAGACCUCGGGGCCAAGGGGGGAGAUUUUUGACAGCCGCUGAAAUUGCUGAACUCAAAAACAGAGAUGAAGAGCAAUCGCGCGACGAUAUCAAGCGCCAACAGCUGAAAUCUGUUGUGGAUAAGAAAUUCAAUCCAGAAACGACAAAUGAAGCUGAAGAUUCUGAUUCUGCCAUUAAAAGAACAUAA
Molecule: messenger RNA, 807 nt
Organism: Lachancea fermentati
Lineage: Eukaryota; Fungi; Ascomycota; Saccharomycetes; Saccharomycetales; Saccharomycetaceae
Source: the annotation of a GenBank genome assembly